This is a messenger RNA of Acanthamoeba castellanii str. Neff, 1254 nucleotides long. RefSeq names its product zinc finger, c2h2 type domain containing protein. Bases 1 to 1254 code for a protein of 417 amino acids. The transcript has a single exon. The record is from RefSeq and is a predicted model, not a curated record. Gene Ontology annotation, cellular component: nucleus. Gene Ontology annotation, biological process: regulation of transcription by RNA polymerase II. Gene Ontology annotation, molecular function: RNA polymerase II cis-regulatory region sequence-specific DNA binding; DNA-binding transcription factor activity, RNA polymerase II-specific. Lineage: Eukaryota; Discosea; Longamoebia; Acanthamoebidae.
AUGGAGGUCGCCUGCGAAGUAGCGGUGGAAGAGCGCGAUUUCUCGCCAGCGCCGACCGAGGUCGACUACUAUGGUGCGAUCGAUCCCUUCGACGAGGAAAGCGCGGAGAGCGAGAGCGAGAGCGAAGACGACAGUAGCGCAGAUUACGAAGAUGGCGAAGCCGACAGUGAGGAUGAGUGGAUCCUCAACACCCCACAACCACUCCCGACACCACCAACGGCACCGGUCGACGAGGUCGAAGAGCUGAGAAAGAGGUGGGCCAGGGCGUCCGUGCGGCGACGCUUCCGCUGCGAGCACGAACACUGCGAGAAGGCGUUCAAGACCGGCUCCGACCUCAAGCGCCACAUGCUCAUUCACGCCCAGGUGCGCCAGUUCGGCUGCGAGCACUGCGAGAAGCGGUUCAUGCGUCGGCAAGACCUCAAGCGCCACCUCGUCACGCACCUCGCCGCGCCCGCUCCGCGCUCGGCUUCUUCCGACGACCAGCAGUUGGUCGAGACCUCGAUUGCCGUCGUCGCAUCAGCGUCCGCCCCACCACCUCCUCCGGUCAUCGUCGACGAGGCGACGGGCCAGCGAAGAUUCGUGUGCACCUACCCGGGCUGCGACAAGACCUUCACGCUGAACCAAAACCUCAAGCGCCACCGCAAGGUGAUACACAAGGAUACCACUACCACCACAUCGUCGUCGUCGUCAAGCGAGGAAGAACGACAGGCCGCGACCAUUUCGACCACCACCUCGUCGUCGUCUGGGGUCGUCGUCAUCGACGAGGCCACGGGCCAGCAGCGAUUCGCGUGCACCUACCCGGGCUGCGGUCAGACCUACUCGCACCGGCCCAACUUGACUCGCCACCGCAAGAGCGCGCACAAGGACACCACCGCCUCGGCCACUUCUUCAUCGUCGUCGUCAUCAUCAGGCGAAGAUGAACGCCCUCGACCACCUUCGCCAGCAACAUCGACCGGCGUCAUCGUGCAGGACGAGGCGACGGGCCGGUUCGUGUGCGACUUCGUGGGGUGCGACAAGACCUUCACGCUGCGCAACAACCUCGCGCGCCACCGCAGGACACACCAGGGCGCGAGCUACCAGUGCCCCGAGUGCGACAAGUCGUACACGCAGUCGGGAGACCUCAAGCGCCACUUGAGCAUCCACAGCGGCGAGCGGCCAUUUGCGUGCCACCUGUGCGAGCAGGCCUUCCGCCAGAAGGCUCAUCUCGCUGCUCAUCUCCGAUCGAAGGCGCACGCUUCCUCGCUCUCUCUGUGA